GCACAUUACUCAUAACACAAACUCACAAAAAUCUAUCUUAAUUUCAUUCAAACCAAGUAAUAUUUAUUAGCUACAUUUCAAUAUGGCAGUUUUUGCUCUUGUUAAUGUACUCCUACUAGUCGUUACCUCUUUCAUUGCCGUGGCGUCUGCUGCUGGUAAUUUUAACCAGGAUUUCGAUAUCACUUGGGGUGACGGUCGUGCUAAGAUACUAAACAAUGGUCAGCUUCUUACCCUUUCUCUUGAUAAGACCUCGGGUUCGGGCUUCCGGUCUAAGAACGAGUACCUCUUUGGGAAAAUCGAUUUGCAAAUUAAGCUCGUUCCUGGGAACUCUGCGGGCACUGUCACUACCUACUAUUUAUCUUCUGAAGGAAAAAACCACGAUGAGAUAGACUUUGAAUUCUUGGGUAAUGUGACUGGCCAACCUUACACUCUUCACACUAACGUCUUCGCCAAAGGAAAAGGUGACCGGGAGCAACAGUUCCGCCUCUGGUUUGAUCCCACUGCCGACUUCCAUACUUAUUCCAUCCUUUGGAACCCCCAAAGAAUCAUAUUCACAGUGGAUGGUACACCCAUUAGAGAAUUCAUGAACUGGGAAUCAAUUGGAGUCCCAUUCCCAACGAACCAGGCAAUGAGGGUCUACUCGACCCUAUGGGACGCCGAGGACUGGGCCACCCAAGGCGGGCGGGUCAAGACAGACUGGGCCAAGGCUCCAUUUACAGCUUCUUACAGGAACUUCAACGCCGACGCUUGUGUUUGGUCCAAUGGUAAAUCUUCUUGCCUCGGGUCGGGUCAGGCUCGGGCUUCUUCUCCAUGGAUGAACCAACAACUUGAUUCCACAAGCCAGAAGAGGCUGCAAUGGGUGCAGAAGAACUACAUGAUUUACAACUACUGCACUGAUAUUCAAAGGUUUCCUCAAGGUCUUCCUAAAGAGUGCUCUGCCACCAACUAAUUAAGUUCUUAUCAGUAAUUAUUAUUUUUGGUAGGAAAUGUUAUUAAAUUAAAUUGAUUUAUAUUCAUUAUUCAUUGAAAUAAUAAAGAAAUUUUAUUACAUUAGAAAA
Spinacia oleracea (spinach) is the source of this 1058-nucleotide messenger RNA. RefSeq names its product xyloglucan endotransglucosylase/hydrolase protein 22. Lineage: Eukaryota; Viridiplantae; Streptophyta; Magnoliopsida; Caryophyllales; Amaranthaceae. Bases 83 to 949 code for a protein of 288 amino acids. Gene Ontology annotation, molecular function: hydrolase activity, hydrolyzing O-glycosyl compounds; xyloglucan:xyloglucosyl transferase activity. The transcript has 3 exons. Gene Ontology annotation, biological process: xyloglucan metabolic process; cell wall biogenesis. The record is from RefSeq and is a predicted model, not a curated record. Gene Ontology annotation, cellular component: apoplast; cell wall.